GAGUGCUGUCCUGGUUGAGGUCGGUCAGUGUUGUCACAGGGCAGCAUGAGACACUCAUCUUGGAGCCAAUGUGCAUUCAUGAAGAAAAAGUCCGUUUGAUUACUUGCCCAUUCAAAACGGCUGGAAGAAACUGAAACACAUUUGAGCGAAGUUCACCGCUUGAGAUUGAAGGGGUUUCCAUCACCCUUCAUCCACGACGGAUUGGCAAACUGCAGUGGACAGCUCGGGCAUUUGGAGCGGAGGUUUACACAGGUGCAGCUGAUUGGCCACCACCAACCAGCCUGGGGCAGGGAGCAAUCAAUUAAGACUUGAUUGCCAGAUCACCACAGUGACAUGUGGAGCAGCAAAACCCUAUCACUGAUAUUUGCACUGGUGUUGGGCUCAGAGGUUGCACAAUGCGAGGAUGUGGAGUACAUGACAGCGGAUGAGUUACCUUUGCAGGACCAGCAAGAGAAUGUUGGCAACAUAUCCACUGUACCAGGAAUGUCACGUCAUCAGAUCCUGGCUGCGCAGUUCGAGUGUUACUUGAAGAUAAUCCGCGAUCCACCCCGAGCCGAAGAAGGUAAUUACUGUAACCGCACAUGGGACGGCUGGCUGUGUUGGGGGGAUUCGUCUCCAGGGACGGUCAUACAGAUGUGCCCAGAAUACUUCCACGAUUUUGACCCUGCUGAAAAAGUCACCAAAGUUUGUAAUCCUGAUGGACAAUGGUUCCACCACCCAGAGAGCAACAGAGUGUGGUCCAACUACACCCAGUGUCAAAUCUACACCAAGGACAAACUCAAGUUUGCCAUCAGUCUGUACUACCUGGCCAUGGUGGGUCACGGCCUCUCCAUCGUCUCGCUCAUCAUCUGCCUCAUCAUCUUCUCCUAUUUCAAGAGUCUUAGCUGCCAGAGAAUUUCCCUCCACAAGAACAUGUUCCUCUCCUUUAUUUUUAACUCGAUUGUAACCAUCAUGUGGCUCUCUCUGACAGCCGCCAAUAACCAGGCCAUAAACACCAGCAACCCUGUGAGCUGUAAAGUGUUGGCUGUGCUCACCCAAUACACGUUGACCUCGAACUACUUCUGGAUGCUGUGCGAGGGCAUCUACCUACACACUCUCAUCAUCGUGGCCGUCUUUGUCGGGGAGCAGAAGCUCUUCUGGUACUAUGUCUUGGGGUGGGGCUUUCCCAUCAUUCCUGCCAUCACCUAUGCUGUGGCUCGCGGGCUCUUCUUUAAUGACAAGUGUUGGAUCAACUCCAACACUUACCUGCUUUACAUCAUUCACGGACCCAUUCAAGCAGCACUGCUGGUGAACUUGUUCUUUCUCCUGAACAUUUUGCGUGUUCUGAUCACCAAGCUGAAGGAGACCCACUGUGCCGAGUCCACUACCUACAUGAAGGCUGUGAGAGCCACGCUCAUCCUCAUCCCUCUGCUCGGAGUCCAAUUUAUUCUCGUUCCCUGGAGGCCUGAGGGGCGCAUCAGUCGGGCCAUCUAUGACUUCUUCGUAAAUAUUUUCUGCCAUUUUCAGGGACUCCUGGUGGCAAUCAUAUUAUGUUUCUGCAAUAGUGAGGCUCAAACGGCGCUGCAGAGAAAAUGGGGCCAGUGGAAAUCGGCGUGGGGUAAGACAGGCUGGGGAGAGACCCCUGUCAACUUUAGCCACUUCAGCGACCACAACAAUUCAUCAAUCACCGAGACCAGUCGCGCCACCGUCAGCAUGGAACAACCCGAUAGCGAUUGGAAAAGCGGCGAGAACGCUCGCAUCCUGUCCGGCAGGCAGCCAGCGAGAAGUGCGGAGUGCAGCAACGGGGAGGUGGACGUGCUAAACUAGCUGCAGACCACCGAAAUGUGCCAUAGCUGAAGGGGCACCCCUCUUUUUUUUUUUCACCCUUUUCUGGGACAGCGGUUACUACAGUGGACAGCUUAUCAUGUUAUCAGGUUACAGGGUGGAUGAAAAGGUUAAUACAAAAAAAAAAAACAUAGUCCUACACAUGGGCGCAGAUGGCACUGGGGAUGGGGUGUGACACAUGCCCCUCAGUUUCAUAAAGACCGCGAUCUGUCGCGAAGUGAGGGGGCAAAAAUCUCCUGUAAAAUGGAGGAUUCAUGUUCCUCUUCAACUGGGACGGACAUGGAGCCACAAUAGCUUAUGGUGUUAUGCUUCAACUACUGAUGCGUUUAAGUUACACCCAAACAAAAUGUUGGAAUUUGUACUUCUGAAGAUAUAUAUUUUAAAUAUACAUGGAAAUAACUCAUCUUUCUUUUUAUUUUAGCCAAUAUCUCUUUUUAAUUUUUUAUUUUUACAGGGUGAGGUCCGAACAAACAAGUAGCCGUGCAGUGCCUAUUUUGGUGUUCAGAAAUAAGGGUAAAAUGAAUAAACAAAAAAUCAUUCAAAUCAAAAACAUCGCCUCCCCGUCCCUUCCCCAGUUCCAAAAUCCCAUCUGCGCCCCUGGUCCCACAUAUUAUAAGAGCACUUGCAAAACAAGCAUGCUUUUCACACUUUUUGAGACAACAGCUUCAAUUUAUGCACGUGUACACUGUCAAAUACAUCAUUUGUAUCAUUUUCGAGACCUUAUAGUCACUUCAUGUACAUAGUACAUGGCUGUAGAGUUAAACCUUUGAUUUAUUGCUUAUUUCCUCAUAUAGUGUCCUCAGUCAACAACUGUAGGGACUGCUAGGGCUCUAUUAGUUGUAGGCUCGAAAGUGGAGCCGAGAAGUAUAUAUACAUUUUUACAGGGCACCCAGAAAGUAUUCAAAGUAUUUCAUGUUUAGUACAAAAAAAAAGAAUAAAUGAAUGAAAAUUCAAUUCAGUUUUUCCUCCUUCAAGAUUCUAAACACACAACACCCUAUGACACAUGAAACAGUUUUUGAAUUUUGUUUUACCGUUAUUAUGAUAUGUUUUAAACAAAGAUUUUCUUUUCAAGCUGUUUAGCUGUAGCCUCUCCCAGCUGAUUUUGGGCGAGAGGGUGGGAUAUGACCUGGCUUGGUUGUAGGGCACAUAUAACACCAUUUACACUCACAUUCACACUUCUGGCCAGUUUACAGACUUAAGUUAAUUUAACAAGCUAAUAACCGGAGUAUCAGGAAGCAAGAACCUUUCAACUGCGAAGCUGACAUGCUAACCACUACCCCACCCUGCUGCCCAUAAUUGAAAUCUAAAAACAGUGAUACCCUGAUAGACACAUUUAAUUAGUUCAAUAUCCAGUCUCAAAAGUCAUAAUAUUGUACUUUAUACUUUAUAGAAUGUAAAGCAUCCAUACUAACUGCUGCAAUCCAAUCCAUUGCGCUGCUCCUUCUGGUGGUGGCCUUGGCCACCAGGAGGCAGUAUAAUACAGUCAUGCAGCCACAAACUAAGAACAAUACAUCAUAUAUUUAUGAUUGGAACUCCCGAUUGUAAUUUACACUGACUGAACUGCUUAAAAUGGAGCACAUAUGUAUCCCCUGUAUUCAGUCUUCCAAUUUGUUUGUGAAUAACUAUAAAUGGACA
Molecule: messenger RNA, 3459 nt
Organism: Hippocampus comes (tiger tail seahorse)
Lineage: Eukaryota; Metazoa; Chordata; Actinopteri; Syngnathiformes; Syngnathidae
Gene: calcrl2
Product: calcitonin receptor-like 2
Exons: 14
Coding region: 334-1806 (490 amino acids)
Biological process (GO): angiogenesis; adenylate cyclase-activating G protein-coupled receptor signaling pathway; cell surface receptor signaling pathway
Cellular component (GO): plasma membrane
Molecular function (GO): calcitonin receptor activity; calcitonin gene-related peptide receptor activity; adrenomedullin receptor activity
Source: RefSeq, a predicted model, not a curated record